Cuscuta epithymum is the source of this 1374-nucleotide messenger RNA. Lineage: Eukaryota; Viridiplantae; Streptophyta; Magnoliopsida; Solanales; Convolvulaceae. The record is from the annotation of a GenBank genome assembly.
AUUUUUACCUUACAAUGCAUUGAAGUCGAUCUUAGCUUGAUUGUAGUGCCAUUAUUCUUUGACUAAAUAAUUACUUUCUGCAUAUAUCACGAUCAGAUUCCAUAACACCCACAUUGUUAAUUCAUUACUCCCCUUCGUCCCAAAAUUAUUUUCAUUCUUUCCUUUUUCGUCCAUCCCAAUAUAAACUCUUUUGUUCCUUUCUGGCAAAAAAAUUGUGAUUCAUAGCAUUUAUCCCACUUUCUUCUCUCUACAACUUUUAACCACACAUUUCCCAUUUUCUUAACACAUUAUUCUGCGCUAAUUAAUUCAUUAUAACUUAAGAUAAGCUGGAAUGGAUGGCACCACCAGGACCAGCAACAAUGGCAGCAGCCCACGGAGGCAGGACUAUUACUGUGCCCAAUGUGAUACUAUUGUGAGCUCCUCACCUUCAACUCAUGAAACAAGAACAUGUCCUACAUGUUCCAGCCACAGACUAUUUCCAUUCAUAAGAGCAGUUUUGGACAGUCAGUUCUGUUAUUGGUGCAAUAAAUGUCAAAGGCAUCAACACUCAACAAUGUCUUCGCCUGGAACUAUACAGACAUGUAGUCAAUGUGCAAAUCCCAUGUAUGAACUUCGAGGGAUGAUACCACAGUCUACACAAAAUUCAUACGAGUUCGUUAUAACAUCUCAUGUAGCAUCUGCUCUGCCACUCCUAGGAGAUGCCGAUUUUCAUCGGAUGUUACCACUCCUUGAACGAAUACUGGAAAACUGUGUUGGCUUGAAUAUGCCAGCAACGCUAGAAGGUGUAAUCGCAACGCUUCCGAAGCUGAAAGUCUUGGAAUCUCAUUUCAGAGAGCAACCUAAAUGUCCAGUUUGCCUGGAUGAGUUUGAGGCAGGAGAGGAUGCAUACGAGUUGCCGUGUAAGCAUAUUUACCAUAGGGAAUGUAUUGUUCCAUGGCUUAGACAUAAUAAUUCUUGUCUUAUUUGUCAUCAAUCUACAACCUCAACUAGUACUCACGAGCGUAAUCUUGUGCACGCACGUGAGCUUGAGUUGGAGCGAGGGCGUGGCUCGAGCUUGAGCGUGCACGUGAGCGUGAGCUGGAAUUUGAGCGUGCACGUGAGCGUGAGCCGGAGCUUGAGUGUUAGAGAUAAUUAAUUUAUUUAACAUCGUAAGAGAUAAUUGAUGUGUUUAUGUGAUGUAACUAAUUAGUCUCAUCUCUUGUAAAUCAUCCUUAAAGAUAGGUUGUAUAGGUGGGAUAGAGUUCUUUAUCUAUUUUCUAUUUAAAUAUUUGUAUCAAUCGAUUACAAUUCAUUGAAUAUACAAAGUUUAUAUGGUAUCGGAGCAGCUGUAGACUAUCAGCUCUACCAUACCAGAUCCUGCAUCCCUUCAUAUUA